UGAGUAUGGGGUAAUACUCUAUUCGGAGAAUUAUUACACACAUAUUUUUGGUAACCUAAUUUCUCCCCCCUUUUUAGAUAUAUUCAAUUAUUUAAAAGAACCCCUGCAGGAUGAGUACAUAAAUGACACCAGACGUGGUAUGAUUUGCGAUUGUCUUCGUGGCUGUGAAUCGUUGUUGUAUUUGGUAGAAUUAAAUGUAAUACCAUUGCCAAACGCCAAUGACAGCUUGCCACAAAUAACGGCUGAAGUUUAUUUUGCAAGGAAUACUCUGACCAAAUAUGCGUCCCGCUUACAAUAUACCUACUUCGAUAUGAUAUCGAAUUUUGGUGGCAUAAUGGCAUUAUUUCUGGGUGCUUCAGUAUUGAGUAUAGUGGAAAUCGGUUAUGGCAUUGUUAGAGAACUUAUUAUAUUCUCUUUAUAUAAAUUGUUCGGUCGCAGGAAGCGACGACGUAUUCGUAUUGUGAAAAGUAGAAAUGAAGCAAGUGAGGAGAAAAUAAAAACUACUAAGGAUUAUGUCGUCAAAUAA
This is a messenger RNA of Musca domestica (house fly), 526 nucleotides long. RefSeq names its product pickpocket protein 19-like. Gene Ontology annotation, biological process: sodium ion transport. Bases 140 to 526 code for a protein of 128 amino acids. NCBI's taxonomy places the organism in Eukaryota, Metazoa, Arthropoda, Insecta, Diptera, Muscidae. Gene Ontology annotation, cellular component: membrane. Gene Ontology annotation, molecular function: sodium channel activity. The record is from RefSeq and is a predicted model, not a curated record. The transcript is spliced from 2 exons.